AUGGAGCUCAGCGGACGCCAUGCGGUCCUCUCCAACAAAGCGUACACCAUUUUGGACCAAUACUUCACUGCGCAUGAGGAUGAAGUAGUCGAGAUCGAGAUGCUUCCUCCGGCAAUACAGCCAGAAGAUGGUAUCUGUAUGAUCGAUGGACUUAGUCUGGGUAUCCCUAAAAAGAUCCUUGCAUUGGCUUUUUUGGAAGCGAGAAGGUUGUUUUUUCAACAUAAAGACGAUGCUAGUGUUUCUACCAUUGCUUUGGCUGCAUCUAAAGUCAUGUUGUUGUUUGACACCGAACAAAUCACCGCAGCCAAUUUACGCAAGAAACAGAUAGUCCAAGUCCAACAGGAAACUGAAAAGACUGUACCAAAUGAAUCACUCAAGGCGCUGCUGAGACGGGAAAUAGACUUCCUUGACAGCAUCCUCACUUCACCAUUGCAUCGUCAGUCGAAGUCCCCAACGUUAUGGUAUCACCGCUCAUGGCUUCUACAAUAUCUGGUUUCAAAUGCAAUGUCUCUCCCUGGCGAUCAUAAGGAGACGCUCUUGGAUUUUUCGAGAAAGGAGCUUUCUGCUGUCUACAAAUCGGGGGAGCGACAUCCCAAAAACUAUUACGCGUGGCAAUAUGCACGAACACUGGUUACGCAUUUAGUUGGUAGUCAAGAAUCCGUUACCGAAACACAGCAGGAACGGGCGGAUUUCUUGUCCGUUUUCAUCAAGGAAACUGUUGACUCUACUAAAUCCUGGUGCUGUUCCCACCCCAGUGACAUCUCGGGAUGGUCAUUCCUGCUCUUUCUCUUGCGCAUGUCUCCCAGCAAGUCGAACGGAAAUCUACUUGCGGACGUCGUGCACAUCGUUACGAGGCUGCGGUUAGAUAACGAGUCUGCGUGGAUAUUCAUUCGUACGGCGUUAGACGAGCCAUCGAUAGAGAAAGAUGCUGCUUCACUCCAUGAUGUUCUGCAGCAGUGUGAAAAACAGCAGGAUGAUGUGGACGCUGACCUCUUCGCUAAACGGAUCAGGCAGAUUCUGAGUUACCUACCCAAUGACUCCGCACUAAAAGGAUAA
Aaosphaeria arxii CBS 175.79 is the source of this 1056-nucleotide messenger RNA. RefSeq lists its product as uncharacterized. Gene Ontology annotation, biological process: protein prenylation. Bases 1 to 1056 code for a protein of 351 amino acids. Gene Ontology annotation, cellular component: cytoplasm. The record is from RefSeq and is a predicted model, not a curated record. NCBI's taxonomy places the organism in Eukaryota, Fungi, Ascomycota, Dothideomycetes, Pleosporales. Gene Ontology annotation, molecular function: protein prenyltransferase activity. The transcript is spliced from 2 exons.